UUUUGUUGGGACAGCCGGGGGGCCGCUCUCGCCUGCCGCGCCCCGCUCGCAAAGUGUCGACAUGGCCUUCCAAGGCAUGGACCCAGCGGUUAUCCGCAGCGCCGCGAUGGAGGAGGAGAAGAAGGACCAGCUGAUAGCUUGCUCCAUCGCGGAGGGAUGCGCGCUCUACUGUUCCGAAGACCCCGGGUACGUGGCGCUGUUCGCCGCUGCGGCCUACUUCAACCACUCCUGCGCCCCGAACGCGAGCGUGGAGAGCACCCGCUCGGAGCUGCAGGUGCGCGCCGCGGCGGACAUCCCUCGAGGCACAGAGGUCACAAUCAGCUACCUGCCCUCCGAGCUCCUCGACAGCGCCGAGGGCCGGCGAAGGAGGCUGGACGCUGGCCGGGGCUUCCAUUGCCUCUGCACCAGGUGCAGAGAGGAGGGCCUCGUCGUGGACGAGCCCUGACGGCCACCGCCCUCUGGUUGCGCAGGCCAAAAACGCAGGGGGGGGGGUUCGGGGCUUCCAAGCCAUCAUGUUUCCACG
Messenger RNA from Prorocentrum cordatum, 523 nucleotides. The record is from the annotation of a GenBank genome assembly. NCBI's taxonomy places the organism in Eukaryota, Dinophyceae, Prorocentrales, Prorocentraceae.